Messenger RNA from Megalops cyprinoides (Indo-Pacific tarpon), 2469 nucleotides. RefSeq names its product leucine-rich repeat and calponin homology domain-containing protein 1-like. The record is from RefSeq and is a predicted model, not a curated record. The coding region runs from base 101 to 2374 and encodes 757 amino acids. NCBI's taxonomy places the organism in Eukaryota, Metazoa, Chordata, Actinopteri, Elopiformes, Megalopidae. The transcript has 21 exons. Gene Ontology annotation, molecular function: protein binding.
ACUGGAAGAGAAGAAAUUCACGCACUGUAGAAGUCUCCCUGGUAGUUCUCAGUAUAUACAAAAUCGCAUCGCAACUGAUUUACCUUAAAGCAGGGCGAGAAUGGCGACGCUGGGACUGGACACCCGUCCCCAUCCCCAGCUCCAUUCUGGAUCUGUUCAAAGUAACGCCAGCAGUUUGGGCUCCCACAAUAACAUGCCUCUAAAUAGGGGUCUUGAACGGGCAUUGGAAGAAGCGGCGAACUCCGGGUUUUUGAACCUCAGCGCCAGAAAAUUAAAGGAAUUUCCAAGGACAGCCUUGACCCAUGAUUUGACGGAUACGGUGGAAGCAGACUUGUCCAAGAACCGUUUGACGGACAUUCCCUCUGAAGUGUGCCAGUUCGUCUCCUUGGAAACCCUGAACCUCUAUCAUAAUUGUAUUAAAUCCAUUCCUGACACCAUCAUCAGCCUACAGACUCUCACUUCCUUAAACAUAAGCCGAAACCAGCUCUCCACUCUGCCUGCGUGUCUGUGUGGCCUGCCCCUCCGCGUCCUCAACGCCAGCAACAACAAGCUGGCCUGUCUUCCCGAGGCCAUCGGCCAGCUCAGGAACCUGAUGGAGCUGGAUAUCAGCUGUAAUGAGAUCACUGCUCUCCCACGUCACAUUGGGAGACUGAAGGCCCUGAGGGAGCUCAACGUUAGGAGGAACUUCCUCUGCGUACUCCCAGAAGAUCUGGCAGAGCUACCCCUCGUGCGGUUGGACGUCUCCUGUAAUAAGGUGACGACUGUCCCUACGUGCUUCAGAAAGAUGGCAUACCUGCAGUCCCUGCAGCUGGAGAACAACCCCCUGCAGAGUCCACCGGCACAGAUCUGCAUUAAGGGGAGGGUGCAUAUAUUUAAGUAUCUGACCAUGGAGGAGUGUCGCAGCGACAAGAUGGCGGAUUCCCUCUACCUUCCGGUGAUGGACAGACUCAGCCUCUCACAUCCAGCUGCUGGCAGCACAGAGGACAUCGACCAGAAUAAGAAACAGGAAACUGACUCCGGGGUUGGCAGCGACAAUGGCGAUAAGAGGCUAUCAGCCACUGAGCCCUCAGACGAGGACAGCCUGAGUCUUAAUGUGCCUAUGUCCCACAUCACAGAGGAGGAGGGCCUAAGCAAGGACGACUCCAGCGACCACAUCAGCGCUCUGAUAGCAGAUUCCCCAGAAGACUCUCUGAGAGUAAGAGAAAACGAUAACACGCAAGCGCUGAAAGACCACUUUGGGUCCAGCGAUUCAGGGCUGAGUACACAGUUCGUCAGCUACAUCAAGGGUCGAGCGGCAGACUUUGACGAGCCGCUUAGGAUAGAGGAAGACACCAGCUGGGCCUCUGAGCAGCCAUCAAAAGGCACAGAGGGUACGGAGAUCCACAUUGACAUGAUCAACCAGCUGAAAGAGGCAGUGGAACUGUUACAAGACCCUGACAAAGCAAAUAUGGACCCAUCAGAUCUUUCUGGAGUACAGCUCUACCCAGUGGAGAUGGUCAUGGUGGAUGAGUCACUCAAGGUGUGUCUCUCUCUCCCCAGUGGCCAGGAUUGUGAUUACGAAGAAGUCACACCUAAGAGUGAAAGCUCUGAUGGAGGCCUUGAGUUCCAGAAGAAACGGGAGUUGAUUCUAGAGAAAGCCAGGCUUGAGGCCCAGCUUGCAUGCCAGCAGUUUGAGAGAGAGGUGUCACCUCAGAAGGAGCUGAGCUGCCAGGGAGUGCAGAGUGACGCAGAGAGGAGCCGUAUGGAGGGGGGAGAAGACAAAAGCUCAACCAUGUCUCCCACGUUUAACUCGCCACCCUUUGGCCUGAAGCCAAGAUCAGCCCCAACUUCGCUGGCUUGCUCGCCCCCGCCCUGUCUACGCCCCCUCACACAGGCCCCACCCGCUGAUAGAGACACCCUCAGUAGCCCAGAUGAAGGAGACAUGCAGAGCAGUGUCUUUCUGAGGACCUCCAAGAGCCUGGAAUCAAUGGACCCCCAGUUCACCAUUCGCCGCAAGAUGGAGCAGUUGAGGGAGGAGCUGGAGCUGAUGGAACAGCUGAGAGAGAGCAUUGAGAGCAGACUGAAAGUAUCGCUGCCUGAGGACCUGGGCGCCUCCCUCAUGGACGGGGUGGUGCUGUGCCACCUGGUCAACCACAUCCGCCCCCGCUCCGUCGCCAGCAUCCACGUGCCCUCGCCAGCUGUGCCCAAACUGAGUAUGGCCAAGUGCCGAAGGAAUGUUGAGAACUUCCUAGAUGCCUGCAGGAAGAUGGGUGUCCCGGAGGAGAAGUUGUGUCUGCCCCAUCACAUACUUGAAGAGAAAGGCCUGGUAAAAGUGAGCAUCACUGUCCAAGCACUAGUGGAUGAGACCUGCACCAAACAGGCCCUGUUCACGUGAGACUAGGGAGCCCUGGAAGGAGCAGGCAGAGAGGUGCUGCCGAGGGGGAAAGACAGACAGACAGACAGACUCCAGAGAAGAGACACUUGUAAAGA